Phascolarctos cinereus (koala) is the source of this 4542-nucleotide messenger RNA. It is a transcript of the gene BRPF1, whose product is annotated as bromodomain and PHD finger containing 1. The record is from RefSeq and is a predicted model, not a curated record. Gene Ontology annotation, biological process: regulation of transcription by RNA polymerase II. NCBI's taxonomy places the organism in Eukaryota, Metazoa, Chordata, Mammalia, Diprotodontia, Phascolarctidae. Gene Ontology annotation, molecular function: protein binding.
CCCGUCCCGCCGCCUCCCCCGGCCCGAGGGCCCCGCCCGGACGCCGGCUAUGAGCCCGCACUGGCGGCGGCCGCCAUAACUGGGGGCCCAGUGUGACAGCCACAGGAGCAGAGGCGGGAAAGCUACGGGGAGGAGUACAGCCUGUUGUAGAAAGGAUGUGACAGAAUGGGGGUGGAUUUUGAUGUGAAGACUUUCUGCCACAACCUACGGGCCACAAAGCCCCCCUACGAGUGUCCCAUAGAGACCUGCCGCAAGAUCUAUAAAAGUUACAGCGGCAUUGAGUACCACCUGUACCACUAUGACCACGAUAGCCCACCUCCACCUCAGCAGACUCCCCUUCGAAAGCACAAGAAAAAGGGGCGCCAGUCCCGCUCUGCCAACAAGCAGUCACCCAACCCUUCUGAAGUGUCGCAGUCCCCCAGCCGCGAGGUGAUGACCUAUGCCCAGGCCCAGCGCAUGGUCGAGGUGGACCUGCAUGGCCGAGUCCACCGAAUCAGCAUCUUUGACAACCUGGACGUUGUGUCUGAGGACGAGGAGGCCCCGGAGGAGAACCCCGAGAAUGGCAGCAACAAGGAGAACACUGAGACCCCGGCCACUACUCCCAAGGCUGGCAAGCACAAGAACAAAGACAAGCGCAAGGACUCCAACCACCACCACCACCACCACCACAAUGCCUCAGCCAAUGCCACCCCCAAGCUGCCAGAGGUGGUGUACCGGGAGCUGGAGCAGGACACCCCCGAUGCCCCACCUCGCCCAACCUCCUACUACCGGUACAUUGAGAAAUCAGCAGAGGAGCUGGAUGAGGAGGUAGAGUAUGACAUGGAUGAGGAGGACUAUAUCUGGCUGGACAUCAUGAACGAGCGACGGAAGACAGAGGGAGUGAGCCCCAUCCCCCAGGAAAUCUUUGAGUACCUGAUGGACCGCUUAGAGAAGGAGUCCUAUUUCGAGAGCCACCACAAGGGGGACCCCAACGCCCUGGUGGACGAGGACGCCGUGUGCUGCAUCUGUAAUGACGGUGAGUGUCAGAACAGCAAUGUGAUUCUCUUCUGCGAUAUGUGCAACCUGGCUGUUCACCAAGAAUGUUAUGGCGUCCCCUACAUCCCUGAAGGCCAGUGGCUUUGCCGCCGCUGCCUACAAUCCCCAUCCAGGGCAGUGGACUGUGCCCUUUGCCCGAAUAAGGGCGGGGCCUUCAAGCAGACGGACGAUGGCCGGUGGGCUCACGUAGUGUGUGCCCUGUGGAUCCCUGAGGUCUGCUUUGCCAACACGGUGUUUCUGGAGCCCAUUGACAGCAUUGAGCACAUCCCACCUGCCCGAUGGAAACUCACAUGCUACAUCUGCAAGCAGAGGGGUUCAGGGGCCUGCAUUCAGUGCCACAAGGCCAACUGCUAUACAGCCUUCCAUGUGACCUGCGCCCAGCAAGCCGGCCUCUAUAUGAAGAUGGAGCCGGUCCGGGAAACAGGUGCCAAUGGCACCUCCUUCAGUGUGCGUAAAACCGCCUACUGUGAUAUCCACACACCUCCGGGCUCUGUGCGCCGUCUGCCUGCCCUGUCACAUAGUGAGGGAGAAGAAGAAGAGGAGGAAGAGGAAGAAGAGGGAAAAGGUUGGAGUUCAGAGAAGGUAAAGAAAGCAAAGGCCAAGUCAAGGAUAAAGAUGAAGAAGGCUCGGAAGAUCUUGGCAGAAAAACGGGCGGCAGCACCAGUGGUAUCAGUCCCCUGCAUCCCACCACACAGGCUCAGCAAGAUUACUAAUCGCUUAACCAUUCAGAGGAAGAGCCAGUUUAUGCAAAGGCUACACAGCUACUGGACACUAAAGCGCCAGUCCAGGAAUGGGGUCCCUCUGCUUCGCCGCCUGCAGACCCACCUGCAGUCCCAGAGGAAUUGUGAUCCAGUGGGGCCACCACGGCCCGCUCCCCCAGGAGGACUGGGAACUGGGAGAGACUCUGAGGACAAGAAUUGGGCCCUGAAAGAACAACUGAAGUCAUGGCAACGGCUGCGCCAUGACCUGGAGCGUGCCCGGCUGUUGGUAGAACUGAUUCGGAAACGUGAGAAGCUCAAGAGAGAGACGAUCAAGGUCCAACAGGUGGCCUUAGAGAUGCAACUGACCCCUUUCCUCAUCCUCCUCCGCAAGACCUUAGAGCAGCUCCAAGAGAAGGACACGGGCAACAUAUUCAGCGAGCCGGUCCCUCUGUCUGAGGUAACAGAAAUCUACGAAGUACCCGACUACCUCGAGCACAUCAAGAAGCCCAUGGACUUCUCUACAAUGAAGCAGAACCUGGAGGCCUAUCGAUACCUGAACUUUGAUGACUUUGAGGAGGAUUUCCACCUCAUAGUCAGCAACUGCCUCAAGUACAAUGCCAAGGACACCAUCUUUUACCGGGCAGCAGUGCGGCUUCGGGAGCAAGGGGGUACUGUGCUCCGGCAGGCCCGGCGGCAGGCUGACAAGAUGGGCAUUGACUUUGAGACGGGCAUGCAUUUCCCCCACAGCCUGGCUGGGGAUGAGGCCCUGCUCCACGCAGAGGAUGAGGAAGAGCGGUUUCUGCUGUCCGAGAACCAGAAACACUUGCCACCAGAGGAGCAGCUGAAGCUCUUGUUGGAGCAGCUGGAUGAGGUUAACGCCAGCAAACAAAGUGUCAAUCGCUCCCGCCGCGCCAAGAUGAUCAAGAAGGAAAUGACAGCAUUACGCAGGAAAUUGGCACACCAGAGGGAGGCUGGUCGAGAGGGGCCAGAUCGGCACAGCUCCACAGGGCGGGGUGCCCUCCAGGCCCACACCCCUUGUGACAAGGAUGGACAGACGGACAGUGCCGCUGAGGAAAGCAGCAGCCAAGAGACAGGCAAAGGUCUGGGCCCCAACUUGUCCUCAACCCCUGCCCAUGAGGUGGGCAGAAGGACCUCCGUCUUAUUCUCAAAGAAGAACCCGAAAACAGCUGGCCCCCCCAAGCGGCCAGGACGGCCGCCAAAGAAUCGGGAGAGCCAGCUGGCCCCAGGUCAUGGAAGCAGCCCCGUGGGGCCUCCCCAGCUCCCAAUCAUGGGCUCUCAGAGACAGCGGAAGCGAGGGAGGAGUCCUCGGCCUAGCUCGAGCUCUGAUAGUGACAGUGAUAAGUCCACCGAAGACCCUCCCAUGGAUUUACCAGCAAAUGGCUUCAGCGGUGGGAGCCAGCCUGUGAAGAAGAGCUUUCUUGUAUAUCGGAAUGACUGCAGUCUCCCUCGGAGCAGCUCUGACUCGGAUUCCAGCAGCAGCAGCAGCAGCAGUGCCGCUUCCGACCGAACCAGCACAACCCCCUCGAAACAAGGCCGAGGCAAGCCUUCCUUCUCCCGGGGGACCUUCCCAGAGGACAGCAGUGAGGAUACAUCUGGCACUGAGAAUGAGUCCUACUCUGUGGGCACGGGGCGUGGUGUGGGGCAUAGCAUGGUGAGGAAGAGUCUGGGCCGGGGACCUGGCUGGCUAUCUGAGGAUGAGGAUUCCCCGCUGGAUGCCCUGGACCUGGUGUGGGCAAAGUGCCGAGGGUACCCCUCGUACCCAGCUCUGAUCAUCGACCCAAAGAUGCCUCGGGAGGGCAUGUUCCACCACGGGGUACCCAUUCCCGUGCCCCCGCUGGAGGUGUUGAAACUUGGGGAGCAGAUGACCCAGGAAGCUCGUGAGCAUCUCUACCUCGUCCUCUUCUUUGACAACAAGAGAACCUGGCAGUGGCUCCCCAGGACCAAGCUAGUUCCUCUGGGAGUGAACCAGGACCUAGACAAGGAAAAGAUGCUGGAGGGCCGCAAGUCUAACAUCCGGAAGUCAGUGCAGAUUGCCUAUCACCGGGCCCUGCAGCACCGAAGCAAGGUGCAGGGCGAGCAGAGCAGUGAGACGAGUGAUAGCGACUGAAGCUGCCUGGCGUAGCUGCCUUCCCUCCCUGGUUCUAGAGUGGCACCCAUCAGCCUCUGCACUGACUCAUUCCUGGUCUUGGGGCCAGUCUCAGGGGAAGCUGGGCGAGGGUGGUCCCGCUCAAGUGCAGCUGGACUGUACAGGACACUCUAGGGGUCCCAAGCAGCCUCCGGCCAAGGGAAUAUCCUCAAGCCAAAAAGGAGCCCCCAGAGCAUUCACCGAGUGGGAGGGAGCGGCCCUUGGCUGGACCCUGACAGGAGGCCCGGCACUCCCGGUGUCACCCACCCCCACCUCACUCUGUGGUGUCUGGGGCUCCUUUGGCCCCUGGAGGUCUUGAGGCCACUGCAGCCCCGGUGCGGGCCGGCCUGGCUCUGCAGCAGGAAGCUCGCCCACGUCUGUCUGUCCCACCCUGAAAGGGGGGCUUGGGGUGUGUGUGUGUGUGCCUGAUGACCCGUUCUGCUACUGUACAUACUGUAAAUUAGCGGAGAAUUUAAAUUAUUCUCAUUUGUAACUGCGUUUCCGGGUCGCACCAGAAUCCUUUGGCACUAAAAAGCCUGGGGCUUGUCCCCAAACCCCGUGCCCGCCUCCCCCACGGGUCCCUGCCCUUCAAAUUGGUUUGUAUUUAUUUCGGAGGAAGAAAAUAUAUUGAUUCUUAGAAAAUAAACGGUCUAUUUGUAA